UGAACCAGGACCAAACUGUGGCCAGCUGGUGUUGCACACUUCUCCUGAAGCUCAAUACACAGAUGAGGAAGGGACUGAAAGUUUAUGCUCAGACUCCAGUAAAACUGCAGAUCCGGAGCCAAUGAGACGACACGGUGACCACGAAGAUGCUGCUGUCCCGUCAGACAGCAACUGUAAAUCAAAGCUGAUCAGGACCCACAUGGGGAAGAAGGUGUUUUCUUGCAGCACUUGCAGGAAAGAGUUCAGUAAAAGUAGUAUUUUAAUGGAUCACAUGAAGAUCCACACUGGCGAAAGGCCGUACUUGUGCAACACCUGCGGAAAAUCGUUUAGAAAAUUAUCAACAAUCGAAAAGCAUAAAAUGAUCCACAUGGGCGAGAAGCUCUAUGUCUGCAAAACAUGUGGAAAAAGUUACAGGCAAAAUUCCAGCCUGGUGAUUCACUCGAGGACCCACACCGGCGAAAGGCCAUACCUGUGCAACACCUGCGGCAAAACUUUUACUUCAUUAUCACAUCUUAAACGCCACAUAACCACGCACACGAGCCAGAAGCCUUACAUCUGCAAAACAUGUGGAAAAAGUUACACAGAACGUUCCGGCCUGCUGGUUCACUCGAGGAUCCACACUGGCGAAAAGCCGUACCUGUGCAACACCUGCGGCAACGCCUUUACUCAAUCAUCACUUCUUAAACGCCACAUAACCACGCACACGGGCGAGAAGCCCUACAUCUGCAAAACAUGUGGAAAAAGUUACAGGCUACGUUCCACCCUGGUGGUUCACUCGAGGACCCACACCGGCGAAAAGCCGUACCUGUGCAACACCUGCGGAAAAACCUUUACUGAAUCAUCAACUCUUAAACGGCACAUAACCACGCACAUGGGCGAGAAGCUAUAUUUGUGCAAGACGUGCAACAAAGGUUUUAGCUGCAGAAUUCAUUUGCUGAGUCACAUGAAAAAUCACCCGGAGGAGAAGUCUGGUGACUCGUGACAAAUGAAGUUCAUGUUGUCGUCCUCCCGGGGCAGCUGUCCACUCCUGUCUGACCCACAGAAGAAGAACCCGCAGAAGUCCAACCACCACCUCCUGUGGCUGAUGAGCCUAAUCCCCUCCCCACAAGGGUUGCAGGUUCAACCUGGAUUUAUGCUU
Cololabis saira (Pacific saury) is the source of this 1138-nucleotide messenger RNA. RefSeq names its product zinc finger protein 239-like. The coding region runs from base 122 to 982 and encodes 286 amino acids. The record is from RefSeq and is a predicted model, not a curated record. NCBI's taxonomy places the organism in Eukaryota, Metazoa, Chordata, Actinopteri, Beloniformes, Belonidae. The transcript has a single exon.